This is a messenger RNA of Spirodela intermedia, 2995 nucleotides long. NCBI's taxonomy places the organism in Eukaryota, Viridiplantae, Streptophyta, Magnoliopsida, Alismatales, Araceae. The record is from the annotation of a GenBank genome assembly.
AUGAUCUGCUCCGUGCCGUCGUUGUGGCCGUGGGCCGUGGGUUUUGUGUCUGCCCUUCUACUAGUUUCUCCAGCGGAAGCUAAUCCGCCUCUAAUAUCCUUUCCUCCGUUCCCGGCAAAUAGCUGCGACCCCGGCGGCCUGCUGAGAUGCAUGCAAAACAGCAGCGUGCGGAACGGCUAUAUCGACCUCCUUCCCGACAAAGGCAACGGUACGGACCCCAACCUGCUGCUCAAUAACAUCGGCCGGGUGCUGUACCACCAGCAAGCGAUAACAUGGCCAGCGAGCUUCGACACCAACUUCACCGUCCUCAUCAGCAAGCGCGCCAACGCGAGCAGCUUCGGGGACGGCAUGGCGUUUGUGAUGACCGCCGAAAUGCGUCAGAGCCCCCCGGGAAGCUUCGGCGGCUUCUUGGGCCUGUUCGACCACAGUACGAAUGGUGAGCCGCGGAACUCCCUCCCUCUGUUUUUGAUGCCAACGAAAUAUUAGGGCUCCGUAUCCAAGGCCUGCUUCUUUUAGCGUCGACACUUCAACAUCGUUGCAUUACUCAAUCCUAAAACCAAAUUAAAAUAGUUCCUGUCAUGAGUUGUAACAAAAUGGGACAAAAAUUGAAAUGUACUGCAAUUCCUUUUGUGUAUGACUUCAAGAAUCGCAAAAGGAAUAUAAUAUAUUCUCAAUUUGAGAUUUUAGGGCGUCUAAAAGAAGUCGAAUUCGAUAACGUCCCCAUCUUUGAUAGCCAGAACUACUUCGUCGCCAAGCAUAAUUCGGCUUUAUGAAGUUAAAAAAUGACUUUUACCCUUAGUUUGUGACUGCAUGUUAUUUAUAAAUGAGUGAGUUGAAUUGUGAAUAAGUAAAAGUGAACAUUGGCCGUUAAUAUAUUGCUAUCAAUAUGGGGACCAAUAAAUGGAAGUUAAUAGCAAUACAUUACUCGAGAAAGUUGGAGUAGGAGCACAACUUAUUUAUUUCAUUUGUCGUUUUCUUAAGAGAGAAGAUCUAUUCGUGAAGGUACUAAGGGUAUAAUAUAUAUCUGAGUUUUCUAAUUUUGAGGGCCCAAGGGGGAGAUUACAAGGUCACUGCCACUCUUGGCCAAGUAUUUCAGUCGGUGGAUUCAGGGAGUAGUAAUUGUCGGACUGAUGACGUUAUCUACUUGGCAGGGAACACGACGGGGCAGCUAGCCGUUGAGAUCGACACGUACCCGAACGAGUACGAAACCCAGGAAUACCACGUCGGUGUUGACAUCGCUAGCAUCGUCUCUAACGUCACUGCGCCUCUUAGCAGUGUCAGCGUCGACCUGAACAAGGAAAUACCAGUGACUUACAGGGUGAACUACGACGGGUGGACGAAGAACCUCGAGGUCUCGGCGGGAUACGCCGGCGAGGGACCGCCCAAGAGCCUCCUCAACUUUUGUAUCGUCAUUGCCAAGAUAAAUCCUAUCUACGUGGGCUUCACUGCGGGCUCGGGUCCCUCGUCCAACUACAGCGAGAAUAUCCGGAUUCUCAGCUGGAACUUCUCCUUCACCCCGCUGCCGGACUGGUCCCUUGAGGAGCCCGGCGACGGGAAGGGAGGAAGGAGGUUACGCACCAUUCUCGCAAUCGUCGUUUCUACUGUUGUGGGUGUUCCCUCGCUUGUGCUACUGAUACUGCUGGGAGCGAAGAGGGUAAGGAAGUGGAGGAGGUGGCGGUGGCUCGAGUCUCUAUCGAGGAGCGCAGCGAGUGCGCCCAAGAUGUACACGUACGAAAAACUCUCGACGGCUACAAGGUGUUUCAGCAGUGCCAACUUACUCGGUAAGGGUGGGUUUGGCAGUGUCUACAGGGGGAACUUUUCUAAUCCACCUUCAGUUGUCGCCGUCAAAAGAAUCUCCGCCACCUCUAAACAAGGUUCGCCAUGAUUCAGAAUAACCUUACCUUUCUGCAUGUGAGGAGCUUUAAAAAUGUUAUAUGCUCGGUUUUGGCAGCUUAAGUCUGAGAACGUACUUGGAAUGGGCGUGAGCUGAUAGGUCUUUAUGAUUUAUCCAGACCAUACCGAGAUUACGGGAUCAAGUAGAUAACAAAUCAAUUUAUCUGUAAACUAAAAUCAUUUGCCGGCAGUGUAUUACGUUUUACCACUUUUUGAUCGCACCAUUGUCUUAUAUUCAUCAGGCGAGAGGGAGUACUUUGCGGAGAUAUGCACUAUCGGGCGUCUACAUCACAAGAACAUCGUGCAGCUUCAGGGGUGGUGCCACAGCGGCAAGAGCCUCCUACUCGUCUACGAGUUCAUGCCCAACGGAAGCCUCGACCGCCACAUUACCGCCGGAACCCUCGACUGGCCCACUCGCCACCGCAUACUCCUCGGCCUCGCCUCCGCCCUCCUCUACCUCCACGAGGAGUGCGGCGGCACCGUCGUCCACCGCGACGUCAAGCCCAACAACGUCCUCCUCGAUGCCGACUUCGAGGCCCACCUCGGCGACUUCGGCUUGGCCCGCCUAGCCCAGGGAACAGACCGGACCACCUCCACCACCGUCCUCGCCGGCACCAUCGGGUACCUCGCCCCCGAGUACGGCUACACCGGCAAGGCCACCCCCGAGUCCGAUGUCUUCAGCUACGGCGUCGUGGUUCUGGAGGUGGUCUGCGGGCGGAGGUCCCUGAUGGGCUUGGACGAUAACAACCUUCUGGAUCACGUCUGGGAACUGUACACCUCCGGCAAGCUGCUCCAGGCGGUGGAUCCGAGAUUGGAGAGUCAGUUCGACGAGGAGGAGGUGAGGAGAACACUUUUGGUGGGGCUCAUGUGCUCCCACCCGAACCCGGCGAGUCGGCCGAGGAGCAGGCAGGUGGUGCAAAUCCUUGGAAAUCCCAGCGAGCCUCUGAUGGAGAUGCCGGAGAGCCGGCCAGACACCAUUAUACCCUCUCCCUCGAUGAUGGACUUCAGCUUCGAGAUUGUCAGUAUCAUGUCCACCAGCACGACGAUGCCGAUGGGAGCGUCGCCGGACAGCACGAAAUCGAGUCUUCUCCUUGCUCGGUGA